This is a messenger RNA of Saprolegnia parasitica CBS 223.65, 1860 nucleotides long. RefSeq lists its product as hypothetical. The transcript is spliced from 7 exons. Gene Ontology annotation, molecular function: zinc ion binding. Lineage: Eukaryota; Oomycota; Saprolegniomycetes; Saprolegniales; Saprolegniaceae. The coding region runs from base 1 to 1860 and encodes 619 amino acids. The record is from RefSeq and is a predicted model, not a curated record.
AUGGGUGCCCCAAGAAAUGAGCCGAGAUACUCGCAACGUGUUCAAGACAAUGGUGUUGACGUCUUCACAGACCCUGUGCGACGUAUUGGGGCUAUGCGUACCAAUAUUUUGGGGGCUGCCCAAGUCACUCAGCACGAUUGGGCUUCUCGGGCCGCUCAGGCAGCUCAAGGGCAUUGCAGGGAUCGCGACGACGGCUCUGUUGAUACGACGUCUUGCACACCGAUGAUCCAAAUCGGAUUAGACGUCGACGCAGACAGCGACGCAAACGAAGAUCUCGGUCGAGACGAAUAUAUCGUUGUCGAUCCCAACGUGCCCGUGGUCCAUUGCCCCGACGGCUAUGUCGACCUUGCUGCAUCGUUGGGCAUCAUUUGUCUGGACGAUGACCGAUCUAUCAAGCCGACGAAGACCAAGUUUGAAACGUACGAUGAUCUCAAGGACCGCGUGCAACUACUUGCCGCUCUCAAUCUUUUUCAAGUCUCGAAGGAGCACCAGUCUUCCAUGCGCAAAAUCAGGUGUCGAAGCGACAAGUGCCAGUUCCUCGUCCAAGCUAACGUGGGCAAGAAAGGCAUCAGCGUGACAUUGGUUUGCUUGGACCAUAACCACAGCCUGCCGCAUUCAACACCGAUGCCACCAGGGUCUCGAAACACGACGGUCUCCACCGACAUGCUUGUGAAGUUCGCUAAUGAGCUCGAUAUUGGUCAUACUUUGGUUCGCGAAGAGCUCAUUCGGGCUGUGCGUGACAAGUUCGGCAUUUCCAUCUCGUCGUCACGUGUGACCCUCGUAAAGAAGGUCACGAAGAAGCGCCAACUAGUCACGAUCAAGGACCAGUUCGCCAAACUCGAGUCCUACCUUGAGAAGUUGGUCGAAGCCAACCCAGGGAUGUACGCGGCUUUUACGAAGACGGGGUCGUCUUUCCAUGGAGCAUUCUGCGUGCCUGCCUGUUUCCGCAAAGACGCCAAGUCGUUUCUUCUACCCAUCGUUUUCCUCGACGCAUGCCACAUGAAAGACGACAUGCACGAAGUCGGCACAUUGCUUUCGGCAACGUCGAAAGACGGCAACGGCAACAUCGUACCGAUCGCCUUCGCCCUCGUCCAAGGCGAACUCGUCGAUACAUGGGACUGGUUUUGUGCACACUUGGCACUAGCAUCCAGUUACCCACGAUUCGUAGCCGUAGCCGACUACAUGUCCAACAUACCAGUGGAACACUGGGUGACAUACACCUUCAUACCAGUGGAACACUGGGUGACAUACACCUUCAUUAGACAGGGCAUUCCUACUUUCGACGCAACGACGUCAAACGUCGCCGAGUCUUCCAACAAUUGGCUCGGAGCCGAUCUGCGCAGCAGUGAUCCGGUCGGGGUAUUCUGCUUCUACCUCAACCGCCUGAACAAGACUUUCAACGACCGACUCGACAUGCACUCGAAGAGCUCAGAUAUUCUCACGAACAAAGAGGCCAAGGCCUUCGAGGCCCUCUCGAUUGAAGCUCGCAAAUGCACGGUCACGGACCUUCGCACGAACCACAGCUUCACCGUCCUGCACUCAAAGCACAGGACACCCGACAAGGCACGUUUCGUCAACGUCACAGCGAAGACUUGCCAAUGCGGUGCCUGGCAAGACCACCUGAAGCCGUGCAUGCACGCCAUCGCCGUCGCGAUGUAUAUUGGUGCCGAGCCACUCACGUGGUAUCACACCGCCUACAGCCGCAAAGCAUGCAUCUCCCUGUACAGCAACCCGCUUGUUCCUCUCCCACCUCAAGCGCUCUCUAUGGACGACGACAUGAUCGUCGAAAGCUACGACAAGCAAAUUAAAAAGAGGGGCGCCAAAGGCGGCAAAAGGCGAAGAAGCCAGUUCAUGCAAUAA